AUCUCACAAGGAGCUCUGUAGAGCUUUUGUGCUCCUGAAUCCCUGAUACACGUACAGUAAUUCCAUAAGCAGGGAUUAGCUUGUGACAGUUAGUAGCUGAUGUUAAUUGCUGCUCGUUUGGCUUCUCAUUGGCUGGCUGCGUGUUGAUACGCAGUCGCGGGUUUCGAUUUUACGUCUUGUCGCCGGUCGCACUUAUUGCAGAUCAGUGCAAACUCCUGAAUCUACCGUGUCUUACGAUUUUCUACUCGCUCCAUACACUUCCACGCUGAAUAAGAGCCGUACAAGGAUCACCGCGUGCUAGGGUUAUCGUUAAAUUCAUGCAACGCAUGCUAGGGACCUCAUUAGCGUGAUGUCACCUCAUGGCAGAACCGAUGGCGACGCUACUGCUCCCAGCUCGAGUCUCCAGUCAGUAACGCAGCCAGACGCCACCGUUACAGACAACGCCACAGACGCCAGCAAUAGAGGUAACGUCAGCAAUAGAGGUAACGUCAGCAAUAGAGGUAACGUCAGCAAUAGAGGUAACGUCAGCAAUAGAGGUAACGUCAGCAAUAGAGGUAACGUCAGCAAUAGAGGUAACGUCAGCAAUAGAGGUAACGUCAGCAAUAGAGUUAACGUCUCAGAUAUGGACCAGAUUAUGGAGCCAUUGACCUCCGUGGACGGCGUCAAUGAUACUACCAGCGAGAUGACUAGCGCCAGUAGAAGCAGCCAAGGAAGAAGCGGUCGGAGUAGGAGCCUCAGGGGAACCAGCGCUGGCAGUAGCGGUAGUUUUCGGCUGAUAAGCAUAGGACUCGGAGGUUCGUCAGGGGAUUUGACGUCACCGCCGGGGAAUGAAGCAAGAGGCUCGGUACCUCGAACGGGAGGCUCGGUCGCGUUAGGAGCGGCGAGGCUGAUUCGCCAGGCGAGCAGUCAGCGGUUGAUGCGGCAGCAGUCCAUUCGGGUUCGCGAUGCAGCGUCGGAGGAGCUGGAGGAGCGGCAGAGCAACUGGGCCUAUUCCCGUCCCAUCGUGCUCCUAGACACGCUCUGGAAUCUCAUCUUCGUGCUCGUCGCCAUAGCUACACUCGCUAUAAGCCGGACCCACAACGAGGAGCCGUCUGCUCCGCUAGGAGUCUGGCUCAUGGGCUACGCGGCCCAGUGUAUCAUACAUAUAAUCUGCGUGCUGGUCGAGUUCGACCGGCGGCAACGAGGCGAAGCGGUGGAACGGAGUCGGUCUAGAAGGAGCGGUGGGGAGAGCAGGAGCAGACGGGGGUCACGGGGUGUGGGUGGUGGGAGAGGAGGACGAGGAGGACGAGGGGGAGGAGGAAGGGGAGGGAGCGAGAAUUCUGGGGAUAUUCGAGAGGGUUUGUUGCAGAGAGGGAGCGACGAGGAGGAGGGAGAGGAGGAGGGUGCGGGAGAGCAGCGGAUGGAGGAUGACCGGAUUGACAGCAUCGCGAAGCAGAUCGAGUCCGCCAACACCGUCUUCUCUUUCCUCUGGUGGUCCGUCGGCUUCGCGUGGAUCAUCUCCACGUUCGACGACACCUUCGAAGACGCUCCCAUUCUCUCGUGGGUGUGCAUGUCGUUUCUGGCGUUCGACGUGUUCUUCGUCAUCUUCUGCAUCGCCCUCGCCUGUCUGGUGGGCAUCGCCGUGUGCUGCUGCCUGCCCUGCAUUAUCGCCAUCCUCUACGCCAUGGGCGAACAGGAAGGUGCCACUAACGAGCAGAUCCAGUCCCUCCCGCAAUUCAAGUUCCGCCGGCGAGGCGCCUCCCCCGCCAGCAGCAGGCCCGCGCUCACUGCUUCCGCCGCCCUCUCCGCCAUCACAGAGGCGCUGGGCGUCGGAACCAGCAGCAGUAGCGGCAGCGCCCUUACCAACAGCUUUAGCAACAGUAGCAAGGGCCACAAUAACGGGUCGGGCGCAGGUGUGAAUGGUUCGGAUAAAAGUGCUAGCAGCGGGGGUAGUAACAGCCCUGGCGGUAGCAGCGUUGAGCCGAGCACCAGCAGGAGCAGUGGUAGUGAGGAGGUUCGGGUGACGAUAGAUGAGCCGGCAGGGGGCGUCAUGACUCAAGUGGGCGGGUCGAGUCAGCCGCCGCGGGAGAGAGAACUGGCAGAUGAUGACGCGGAGUGCUGCAUAUGCCUGGGAGCGUACGAGGAUGGAGUGAUGCUACGAGAGCUGCCCUGUGCGCACCACUUCCACGCCGCCUGUGUCGACAAGUGGCUGCGCACUCGCCCCACCUGCCCUCUCUGCAAAUACGACAUCACUGCCCCGGCAGGCUCUGGACAUAGCAGUGGAAAUAACAGCAGCACUGCCAAUAGCGGCAGCAGCAGCAGCAAUGCCGUAACAGCUCCCUCGUCUAGCAGUGCCUCGUCUACAUCAGCCGCGGCAGCCGCAGCAGCUGCAGCAGCUGCACUCUCCAACAGCCCAUCCGCUUCCCCUACAACAGCCAACCUCUCGUCUUCCUCAUCCUCCAUCCCGCCAUCCUCCCUCGUCCCUGCACCCUCGUCCUGAUCUUGCUUCAUAUCAUCAAUACCUUACCUCUUUCCUGUUUCCCAGCAGCGUCUGAACGGUGUCACCUAGUGCGUCCACCUUAGUGCUUCGGUGUUGGCGCCUCCACAUUAGUGCUUCCACCUCAGCGCCUCCACCUUGGCGCAUCCGCCUUAGCGCCUCCAUGCAACACUUUCUCCUGAACCGACUCACAACAUCCCUCCUGUCCUGUAGCAGCGUUGUGCAGCAAUGCUAAGCCGAGGAAGCUGCUUUCAGGUGUACAGAGCAAUGCGUAGGGUUCCCGCAUCUUUCUAAAUCAAGCCAGCUAGUGCAGUCAGUGGUUUGCUGACUCGGGGAAUUGCAGUGCCGAUGGUUUGGUUUGGAUCCUCAGAAGCUAAUACUGGUACCUAGCUGGCGACAUUGUUUUGUGCCUUUGUAUACUUCCUGAUACCCUCCUGCUGUGGUUGUGAGUGAGGCUCCAUGUGCAGCAAACUGCUGCUAACUAUGUGAUGGAUAACUGGAGUAUCCUACGUUUGUAAAACUAGCAAUAAUGCACUUAUUUUACA
Molecule: messenger RNA, 3021 nt
Organism: Closterium sp. NIES-67
Lineage: Eukaryota; Viridiplantae; Streptophyta; Zygnematophyceae; Desmidiales; Closteriaceae
Source: the annotation of a GenBank genome assembly